AUUUUCUCAAAAUGGCCUGAAUCUCCAGCAUAGAUUGCAAGGUCGCCUCUCUGUCAAACACACCCCCACUCGCACAAAGAUAAACUUUUUUGCUUCCAAGGGUUUCGAUCUCUCUGUAAAUUUUAUCCCACUGAUAUCAGAUUAAAAUGGAAUUAGAAUUAGAGCUCGUUUAAAUUAUAAUACAAUUAUCUCCUUUCGCUAUUAUCACCUCUGCGCGUUCAAUUCUAAAUCUUUGAAGAUCUGUGUAAACGAAAGUUAAAAUUUGGAAUUGGAGGUAUUCAUUGGAGUUGGGCCUUAAACAUUUUUGUAUUUGACUGUUUAAUUUUGAGGUCGAGAGAUAUGGAUAUGGAUUUCAAUGGUGACGUGGCGAGUCUCGAUGCUGAAAUGCUGCAGCUACCGGAGGUGUCUCCUUUGGCUAUUAAAGCCAACCCUCACGUGUCCGAGAAGCUUUUUGAUCAGUGGCUUUCGCUUCCCGACACCGUAUCUCUGGUAAAAUCAUUGCUCGGUAGCGCUAAGUCAGGUGGCCCCUUGAAUGCCUCUGGGACAUCAUCCGGUACAAAUGCUGUGGCAAGCAACACAUUACCAUCAAUGUUUCCUGCUGGCAGUACCCCGCCACUUUCACCCAGAAGCUCAGCGGGUUCACCUCGGGUAGUGAAACAGAGAGCAGGCCCAUCUGCUUUAGGAUCUCCCCUGAAAUUAGUGAACGAGCCUGUAAAAGAGCUUAUACCUCAGUUCUAUUUUCAAAAUGGGUGUCCUCCUCCGAGUGAAUUAAAAGAACGAUGCUUGUUUAGAAUCAAUCAGUUUUUCUAUGGUCACAUCAAUGGACUCCAAAUGAAUGAAUUUAAACCAGUUACCAAGGAAAUUUGCAAGCUUCCAUCAUUCUUCUCCACCGUGCUUUUUAGAAAGAUUGACUCUGAUGGCACUGGAGUUGUAACCAGGGAUGCAUUUGUUGAUUAUUGGAUUCAUGGUAACAUGUUGACUAAAGAUAUACCAACGCAGAUAUACACAAUCUUGAAGCAGCGAGAUCUCAUAUUCUUGACUCAGGAAGACUUCAAACCUGUGCUUCGAGAACUUUUGGCAACUCAUCCAGGAUUGGAGUUCUUGCAAAGUACACCUGAAUUUCAAGAACGAUAUGCUGAAACUGUGAUAUACAGAAUAUUUUACUAUGUGAAUAGAUCGGGCAAUGGUCGUCUUACCCUCAGGGAGCUAAGACGUUCGAACUUAAUUGCUGCAAUGCAACAUGCUGAUGAAGAAGAGGAUAUCAACAAAGUCUUGCGGUACUUCUCUUAUGAACAUUUUUAUGUGAUAUAUUGCAAGUUUUGGGAGCUGGAUACAGAUCAUGAUUUUCUGAUUGAUAAAGAGAACCUCAUUAGAUAUGGUAAUCAUGCACUCACCUACAGGAUUGUUGAUAGAAUAUUCUCUCAGAUUCCCAGAAAGUUUACAAGUAAGGUUGAAGGGAAGAUGGGAUAUGAAGAUUUUGUUUACUUCAUAUUAUCAGAAGAGGAUAAGUCAUCAGAGCCUAGUCUUGAGUACUGGUUCAAGUGCAUAGAUUUGGAUGGGAAUGGAAUUAUUACAAGGAAUGAAAUGCAGUUCUUUUAUGAGGAGCAGUUACAUAGAAUGGAAUGCAUGGCCCAAGAGCCUGUGCUUUUUGAGGAUAUUUUGUGCCAGAUAGUUGACAUGAUUAGUCCGAAGGAUGAGAGCUAUUUUACGCUGCAGGACUUAAAGGGCAGUAAGCUCUCGGGCAGUGUUUUUAAUAUCCUUUUUAACCUCAAUAAGUUCAUGGCUUUUGAAACUCGUGAUCCAUUUCUAAUCCGUCAGGAGCGUGAGAACCCAAAUUUGACCGAAUGGGACCGCUUUGCGCACAGAGAAUAUAUUAGGUUAUCGAUGGAAGAAGAUGCAGAAGAUGCCUCUAAUGGAAGUGCAGAUGUUUGGGAUGAAUCACUCGAGGCUCCCUUUUAAAUUAUGUUUGGUGUUUAUAAUGGAUUCUUUGUUUCAAGCGGGCUAUCAAGCAGAAAAUCAGUAGUUUUGUGGGGGGCGAUAAGACGUCAAAAAAGGAUCAGCAGCAUUCUCUGACCCCACCAGCAAUUUGUUGGAAGCCUGUUUAUGGAAUGUUGAGCAUACCUGCACAUAGCAUCAUACUCUUGUCGAGCUAAAAAGGACUUGGCCGAAUGUUGACUGGUAAUCAGAUGGAGAAAUCUACCUAAAAGUAAAACUUCUUACAUCUUUCUGUUGUCUAGUUUAGUUUUAAGAAACAUAAAUAUAAAUUAUUUCUUUUAGAAUAUGCCUAGUGUUUUUCCUAGCACAUUAUUCUUGAUGGGAAUUAGCGUGGUUAAGGUGCAGUAUUAUGUUAUUUUCUUGUUGCCCUUUCUUUAAAUCUUUUAGAUUCUUAUUUCUUGACUUGUAGUUGCCUGUGUCCAGUUUGUGUCAUAAUGGAGUUUCUGUAAUGAUUUUGGUUUUUGGUUUUU
Olea europaea var. sylvestris is the source of this 2465-nucleotide messenger RNA. Its product is annotated as serine/threonine protein phosphatase 2A regulatory subunit B''beta-like. NCBI's taxonomy places the organism in Eukaryota, Viridiplantae, Streptophyta, Magnoliopsida, Lamiales, Oleaceae. Gene Ontology annotation, biological process: protein dephosphorylation. The record is from RefSeq and is a predicted model, not a curated record. Gene Ontology annotation, cellular component: protein phosphatase type 2A complex. The transcript is spliced from 13 exons. The coding region runs from base 340 to 1959 and encodes 539 amino acids. Gene Ontology annotation, molecular function: protein phosphatase regulator activity; calcium ion binding.